AUCUGUUUGAAUUAUGGAAGUGGACUCCAUUGGAAGGUUUAUGAUCGAAGUGGCCGGAGUGGCAUGUUGUCUCAUCCCAACAGCCUCAUUAGACAGAAGCGAGAAUGGAUAGUCCCUCCAGCUUUCAUACGGGAAGAGGAAGACAAUUCAUAUAGGAAUCCAAUUGUUAGAAUACAUUCUGAUCAUGAAGGUGCAGGGAUAGUGGUAACUUAUACUAUAUCUGGUCAAGGAGUAACAGAACCUCCUUAUGGAUUAUUUGUUAUCGAUGGGAAGACUGGAAACCUGAACGUAACAGGAAGGGUUGACAGAGAAAAGACUCCAGUGCUGUUUCUCAGAGGUCAUGCAUUAGAUAAGAAUGGAGCAAAACUGGAAGAUCCAAUAGACCUCACAAUUAAAGUUCUGGAUGUAAAUGACAAUCCUCCAGUGUUUUCACAUGAAGUUUUUGUUGGUUCAGUUGAAGAAUUAAGUGAAACAGGUACAAUUGUAUUGAAGAUAAAUGCAACAGAUGCAGAUGAACCAAAUAACCUGAAUUCCCAAAUUGCUUACAGGAUCACAUCCCAAAGCCCUAGUUCCGCAUUCAGCAUCAAUAAAGAUACUGGAGAGGUUCGAGUAGCAGCAAUAAACCUUGACAGAGAGACACAAAGUAGCUAUUCUUUGAGGGUAGAAGCAAGAGAUCUUGGUGGUUCAUCAAAUGGAAUGCAUGCAACUUGUUCAGUAAAAAUAAAGAUUUUGGAUGUCAAUGACAACCUGCCUGUGGUUGAAGGUCAUACAUUUGAAGGAAGCAUUGAAGAAAACAGAGCAAAUGUGGAAAUCAUGCGAAUAAAAGUGUUUGACAAAGAUGAAGAGUUUUCUGAUAACUGGCUGGCGAAUUUUUCGUUUGUUUCUGGUAAUGAAGGUGGCUUUUUUCAUAUGGUAACAGAUACCAAAACAAAUGAAGGAAUUCUGACUCUUGUAAAGGAACUAAACUACGAAGAAAUGCAAAGCCUAAACUUGGGUGUUGUUGUUACAAACAAAGCAGAAUUCCAUAAGUCAAUUAAAAACAGCUAUAAAGCACAAACAAUUCCAAUCAAAAUUAAAGUGAUUAAUGUGCGGGAAGGCCCUGUAUUCCCUGGUGGCACAAAAAUUAUUACGGCAAGUGAGAGCCUGCAAGUAACCCAGGUUAUUGGACAGUAUCAAGCACUUGAUGAAGACACAGGAAAAGUAGCAACGAACAUAAAAUACAUCAAAGGAAGAGACGCAGCAAACUGGAUCAAGAUAGAUCCAGUUACAGGUGAAAUCCAACUUGCCAAAAGCCUUGAUUACGAAUCACAAUAUGUAGUAAACAGCACCUACACUUUCACCAUGUUGGGUGUAACUACUGAUCUUCCUGCGAAAACAGUCACUGGCACAGUUGUUAUUCAAGUUAAAGAUGAGAAUGAUAACUGCCCAAUUAUCAAGAAUCCUGUGCAGACUGUGUGUUCAGAUGCAAAACUAAUUGACGUAACAGCAAGUGAUUUGGAUAGUUUCCCCAACAGUGCUCCCUUCACCUUCACUAUCAUUGAUGAGCCAGAAGGGACAGCAAAAAAUUGGAUAAUUGCAUACAGAAAUGACACCAGUGUGCAGCUGGCCCCCCAGAACCUGAAGGUGGGCAGAUCUGAAGUUCCCCUCUUAAUACAGGAUUUGCAAGGGUUCAGCUGUGCUCAGUCGCAGUCCCUGGAACUGACUGUUUGUACGUGUGCAGCUGAUGGUGGAUGCAAAGAGAAACUUAUUUCCAGUACAUCAGUGGGCCUGGGACCAGGAGCGAUUGCACUAAUCAUCUUGGCGUUUUUACUUUUGCUACUUCUUCCACUGUUACUGCUGUUGUGUCCAUGUGGCUCAGGAGCAAAGGGAUUUGCUGCAAUACCAGACUGCAGCGAAGAGAUGUUGCGUAAAUGGAACAGCGAAGGAGCAGCUCCUGAAGAGAAGCCAUUGCAAAGCAUCAUCACACCCACUGCACUGGGGAACUCUAGAGGAGUGACCGCUGGAGCAGCAGCAGCAGCAGCAGCAGGAGCAGCAACAACAGCAGCAGCAGCAGGAGGAGGAAUGAGUGCAGAGGAAGCUGCAGCAUGUGGAGGCAGCUCUGCCUCUAAUGUAAGAGGGCGUUGCAGCAUCGUUACCAGGGAAGGAUGGGAAGAGCAAAGACAUCUCCUUUCUGGUGCUGAUUACCAUGCCAGAGCUGCAGCAGCUGGAGGUGUUGAAGGCAUGGCAGCUGGAGAAGGCAACAUGGUAGCAGCUGGAAGAGGUGUGGCAAUGGGAACUGCAGGAGCCAUGAAUGAAGAAUUUUUAAGAGACUACUUCAAUGACAAAGCUGUCUCUUUUGCGGAAGAAGAUGAAGCCCAAGCUGCAAGGGACUGUCUCCUGGUUUAUUCCCAGGGGGAGUCUGGCUCCCCCCAUGGCUCCAUCGGCUGCUGCAGCUUCAUUGAGGGUGACUUUGAUGACCACUUUCUGGAUGAUUUAGGAGAUAAAUUUAAGACUCUAGCAGAAAUAUGCAUAGGUAGACACAUCGACAUGAAAGAUGGUAGCUCCAGGAAUGAAUCUGGUUUCGGCGUUCAUGAUGCAAGCUCACAGCUCUUAAAUCAGCAAAAAGCUUUCAGCUCCAAACAAGCAUUUACCUCGGGCAGCCACAUCUCGUCCGCCCCGCCAGCGCAGACAGGCAGUGGCAUGGGACAAGAGGCUGUGUCCCAGGAGGUGGUCACGGAGACUAACUUCUCAUCACGGUCUGGGCAGCAUGACACCCAUCCCACAUCCUACACGGAGACCAAUGUCACCAUGACGGAAACGUCCUAUUCUGCGGGGGGCCCUGCCCACUCGGCCGCCGUUUUUCUAGAUCCCCAGUUUUCAGAGAACGUGGUGGUGACGGAGAGGGUGCUGGCCCCUGCAUCGAGCUUGCAGGGAAUGGUGGAAAUACCCAGCCUGCCCUCUGGAAGCAAUGUGGUGGUUACGGAAAGGAUGGUAAAGUCAGAGGGUGCUAGGGCAGGAACCAUGAUGGUUCCGGACCUCACCGACUCGAAGUACGUGGUGGUGAGGGAGCGGGAGAGGGUGCUCGUGCCUGCUGCCGAGCAGGGCUCGCUGAGCUACCCCACCUUGUCUGAGGGGCAGAGUAUAGUGGUGAACGAGAAGGUCCUCACAGCUUCGGGCGGGGCAGGCAGAGCCGAGCAGGCAAACGGUGCCAGCGCAGGAAGGCAAGAGCACGUGCUGAUCACGGAUUCUCUGAUGAACCAGGUAGGAUCAGCUGUGGACGGGGCACCUCCUGCCAGCUCCACACUGAGCAAGUCCUCCAGGGUCACCAAGUACAGCACGGUGCAGUACACACGCUCCUAAGUGCAGUGCCCAUAUUUCAGCAUGCAUCUCACUUCGAGCUUUUUCUUGAGACCUGGAUUUGUUGGUGCUUUAAGAAUGGCAUGGACUUGGGUGUGGUGGCUUCUGUCAAUGAUUGCGACCAAGAAGAUAGCAAAGAAAUCUGCUGUUAGCAUGGAACAUCGGCGAUGAAGCUUUUGAAGUGCAAAGGUGCAGGAAAUGUUUCUUUUCCUUGUUUGCUAUUUUUGUAACUAUUUUGCUAUAUAUAUGCUAUUUUUGUUAUGCAGUUAGUGUAAUAAUACCACAGAACAAAGCUGCAUAUUGCAGGAAAGCAGAAAAAAGUCUAAAAUCUAGCAAACCAUAAGUUAAGAUUCUAAUCUGUUGUUUAGUCUAUGCUGAAGUCCCCCCCCAGAGGGGCACCAAUUUCUCACCAUGCUUUUCACCAUGUUUUCCAUCUGUUACCUUGUGGGGCAAGGCAGCUCCCCUAAGCUGCAGCUGUGGGUCUCUGCACCCUCGUGAAUUCAUAGGAAAUUUAAGAAAUUUCACCUUCCUGACAAGCCCAAAUCACCAAAGUCCUUACAGCAGUGGUAUGUUGAUCUCCUGGAGGGUUGUCCAAACUUCAGGUUAUCAGCAUCUGUACCUUAAGCAAUCAGUUCUUGCUGUCUUUAACCUCUGUGCUAAUAUGCAAGUAGCAGAAAGAGCUGAGAACUCUUUUUUUUUUUUUUUUUUUUUUGGUACCUCUGUAAAAAUUCCAUUAUGUGGUGUAGAUGUAGACUGACAUGGAAAAGUGUUUGUAUCAUACAGAUUUUUCACUGACUUCAAAUUAGUCAUUUAAUAAUGCAUGAGAAACAGCCAAAACUUAUUUUGGCUUUAGAGCCAGAGAUUAAUUCAGUGGCUUCUGCUAGCAGAGUUUAUGGCUCUUAAGAAUCUGUUGAAUCUGAUUUACAAGUGCAAUUAAUUGAUUUUAGUUCUAUCUGUGAACUCCCAGAUAGAAGCAGAGGAAUGCAGCCUUAAUGCAUGUUUCUGCAGUUGUGCUGACUCCAGCAUCAGAACUCCUGUGGCCUUUGUAGUGCCAUGUAAUGGUAGUUUUAAAUAGCUCCAACAGUAAAAUAGAAAUCUCAAUAUAAUUCUGCAAUACUUAAUAUUAAUUCUCUUUCCACGAAAUCUGUGUGGUGAAAUGGAAAGAGUACUGUACUGUUUGGCACUAUGUAUAUAUGCACAUGUAAAUAUUUAUUUUUAUGCAGUUUGAAACAUUUUAAAGUGACUUUUUUAUAGGAAAAAAAUGAGCAUACACAAGUUCAUGUUUUGUCAGAGUGGACAGAAGUGUAUUAGAUCCGAUAUUAGUACUGUGUGUAUCUCAUACCUGUAAAAUCAGCAAGCUAGUCAUAUGGUAGUACAAAGCCCAUGGACCUGCGGAGCGUUCUGGUUGUCUCCAUCUGUGCUGGAGUUUUCACGUAGCUGCAGGCUACAUUUUCCACUGAUACGUUUUGCCUUUGACUAGAAAUACUUCCAGUGUAUUUUGUUUGAGGGGUAAGGUGAUUCAAACACAAAAAGUAAAAAACAUAAAAAGUAAGAAACAUGGCUAUGCUCAGCAGGGUGCACGUAAGCAUGGGCUGUUACAGUACAUGGAGGAGUACUUACAAGUAAAUCAAAUGAUGAGCUUGCUUAGACCUGCUGCUUAUUUCUCUCUCAAAGUCAUUUUUAAAGCAUAUAUCUUUUACUUUUAAGCAAGCAUGCAGUUUUAAGUGACCAUUUUUUCCUACAAUUAGAGGAAGUGAACUUCUGUAUUUUUAUGCAAUCUGAAAUAAAGAACUCUACUGCA
Messenger RNA from Oxyura jamaicensis (ruddy duck), 5137 nucleotides. RefSeq names its product desmoglein-2-like. The record is from RefSeq and is a predicted model, not a curated record. The transcript has 14 exons. Lineage: Eukaryota; Metazoa; Chordata; Aves; Anseriformes; Anatidae. Gene Ontology annotation, cellular component: desmosome; plasma membrane. The coding region runs from base 64 to 3339 and encodes 1091 amino acids. Gene Ontology annotation, molecular function: calcium ion binding. Gene Ontology annotation, biological process: homophilic cell-cell adhesion.